Corythoichthys intestinalis (scribbled pipefish) is the source of this 572-nucleotide messenger RNA. RefSeq names its product late endosomal/lysosomal adaptor, MAPK and MTOR activator 5 (gene lamtor5). Lineage: Eukaryota; Metazoa; Chordata; Actinopteri; Syngnathiformes; Syngnathidae. Gene Ontology annotation, cellular component: cytoplasm; lysosome; Ragulator complex. The record is from RefSeq and is a predicted model, not a curated record. Gene Ontology annotation, biological process: cellular response to amino acid stimulus; positive regulation of TORC1 signaling. The transcript has 4 exons. Gene Ontology annotation, molecular function: guanyl-nucleotide exchange factor activity. Bases 125 to 400 code for a protein of 91 amino acids.
UCGAAGCAUGAACGUGGGGUGUCAUGUGACAGUCAGCUGACUCCUAACCGGAAAAAUAUCAAAACACCAAAUCGUGACAUUUUCCUCACCAUUUUACACAGGUUAUAUUUUAGCUUAAUAAACGAUGGAGUCGACACUAGAGCAACACCUUGACGAAACCAUGAAGAAUCCAGCAGUUGUCGGCGUUCUUUGUACGGACGAGCAAGGACACAACCUGGCAUGCCGUGGCUCGCUCUCGGACGAGCAUGGAGGUGUGGUGUCCGUUUUGGCCAAACAGGCUGCCGCGCUCACCAGAGACCCGACGGACAUACCCACCGUGUGCCUGGAGUCUGAUUCCGGGAACAUUUUGGUGAGAAGUCACGGGACUGUCACGGUUGCCGUUCACAAGAUUUCCUCCUGAAAGAACGUUGACAAGAGAAUGUACAGAAAAUACUGUAAUGGUUGUCUUCUGUCCCAAAGAAUUUCUAUGUUAGCUUGUAUUUGUUUUAAUGAUUUUGUUUAUAGAAGCUACAUCUAAUGAGAAUUUUUUUUUUUGUGACCAAAAUAAACUCAAUCAUUAAUGAUUUUCAUCA